AUGCCUGAUCGAACAUGUCAAACCAAAAAUUUAGAAUUCUCUUCAUUCGAUGACGAUAACAUAAAUCGUACUGUCUUAACGACAACUAACACAAAUGGCUACUGUCUUCGUGAACGUCUUUUUUCAAUCAAUAAUGUCUCCGCUAUUAAUUCUUCAAUGUCUUCAAUUAAAUCUACAAAAACCAGUUUAUCGAAUGUCGUUCCAAUGGCUCGCCCAUUCGAUGAAUUUUCUAUUGGUAUAACAACAAUACCUAGUUAUCCUUUAGAUGGGCAAAGUCUUGGUACGACAAUCAAAUCGGACAAAGAUUAA
Molecule: messenger RNA, 309 nt
Organism: Adineta steineri
Lineage: Eukaryota; Metazoa; Rotifera; Eurotatoria; Adinetida; Adinetidae
Source: the annotation of a GenBank genome assembly